Vigna unguiculata (cowpea) is the source of this 1383-nucleotide messenger RNA. RefSeq lists its product as uncharacterized. Gene Ontology annotation, molecular function: nucleic acid binding. NCBI's taxonomy places the organism in Eukaryota, Viridiplantae, Streptophyta, Magnoliopsida, Fabales, Fabaceae. The record is from RefSeq and is a predicted model, not a curated record.
AUGGGGAAACCAGGGCAACCAGCAGCAGCAAACUCAACAAAGGGUUACGCCUACACAAAUUACUCACAUUCCACUUGUACCCAUACCAGCUCCUGUUGCACCUGCACCUUCCUCUUCUACUUCAUUGGAAGAGUUGGUCCAAAUGAUGACACUACAAAAUAUGCAAUACCAGUAAGAGACCAGAGCUUCAAUUUAGAGUUAGACAAAUCAAAUGGGUCUGGGAAGAACAUUGAAGUUCCCACUCUUGAGCCUACACCUCAAAAGGAAGUUGACCCUACUACUACACUUCAGAGAAAUCAUGAUGCUCAUGCAGCCGAUCCUUCCACAUCUGGUGUGACUCUUACGCCUUCCACCUCUACUGUUGCACCUUUCAUACUUCUUCCUUUCCAUCCAAGAUCCAUUCCAAGCAAAAAGAUGGAAGAGGUCGACAGGGAGAUCUUAGAGACAUUCAAGAAGGUGGACGUGAAGAUACCUCUUUUGGAUGCCAUCAAACAAAUCCCCAUAUAUGCAAAGUUCUUGAAGGAGCUAUGCACGCACAAGAGGAGGCUAAAGGGGAACGAGAAGAUCAGCAUGGGGAGAAAUGUUUCAGCAUUGAUAGGUGUUGUACCAUAUGACUUUGAUGUUAUACAAUCAGAUUGCACUAACCAUGUUGUAGGAAGUAUAUAUGCAUCUGAUUGUUAUGUUAAGCUACAGGCUGUGGAACCCAUUUCUCCCUCCCAUCUGGUUCCUGAUAUUCAGCUAGCAUCCAACAUUCCAAAGUUGAAACCCCUACCAGACAACCUCAAGAUUAAGAGGUCUACUGAAGAUGCGUCACCGAUCUGGGAUGACUUUCCCGAUGAAAGUUUGUUGACACUCUAUGCUUCUUUUCCCUCACCUUGGUUUGCUAAUAUUGUGAAUUAUCUUACUGCUUCUGUUACCAGGAGAUGCAUUUCGGACCAUGAGAUUGACUCGAUCCUCAAAUUUUGCCAUUCAUCUGCACCUGGUGGUCAUCUUGGCACACAAAGGACAACUCGCAAGAUCCAUGGGGGCUUUGCUUCGAAGUAUGGGGUUGUGCACAAGAUUUCUACACCAUAUCAUCCCCAGACUAACAGGCAAGCUGAGAUCUCAAAUAGAGAAAACAAGAGAAUCUUGGAGAAGAUUGUGCAUCCCAACAAGAAGGAUUGGAGCAAAAGACUCGAGGACGCUCUUUGGGCUCACAGGACUGCUUACAAGGCACUUAUAGGGAUGUCUCCUUAUCGGGUUGUCUUUGGUAAGUCAUGCCACCUUCUAGUGGAGAUAGAGCAUCAAGCCUACUGGGUUGUCAAGUCAUGCAACUUCUCACUUGAUCAAGUUGGGGAGGAAAGGAAGUUGCAAUUGAACGAGUUAGAUGAGAUCCGUCUAUAG